GGCGCGGCUGGCCCACAGUCCAUUGCCUGCCAGGGGCCAAGAGCUGCUCUGACCACCCAAAGGUUCUCCCUCCCAAUUCAAGUGCCUCCAACUGACCUCUGACUCCUGACCUCUGGCCCCACUUGCCCUUCCUAAGGGACCGGGAAGCCCACUGAAGUACCCCUGUAGACGUGGGUGCGGCCACCUGGCUCGCCCUGGCAGCUAAGGCCGUGCAGGGGGCUCGGCUCUGAGCCCCAGCUGGCGCGGCAUGGCCCGGCGGCUCCAGGAUGAGCUGGCCGCCUUCUUCUUCGAGUACGACACUCCCCGCAUGGUGCUCGUGCGCAACAAGAAGGUGGGCGUUGUCUUCCGGCUGAUCCAGCUCGUGGUCCUGGUCUACGUGGUCGGGUGGGUGUUUGUCUACGAGAAGGGCUACCAGACCUCCGGCGGCCUCAUCAGCAGCGUGUCUGUGAAACUCAAGGGCUUGGCGGUGACCCAGAUCCCUGGCCUCGGCCCUCAGGUCUGGGAUGUGGCCGACUACGUCUUCCCAGCCCAGGGGGACAGCUCCUUCGUGGUCAUGACUAAUUUCAUCGCGACCCCACGGCAGGCUCAGGGCUACUGCGCAGAGCACCCGGAAGGGGGUACCUGCAGGGACGACCGCAGUUGCAUUCCUGGGAAGGCAGAAAGGAAGGCCCAAGGGAUCCGCACGGGCAAGUGUGUGGCCUUCAACCAUACCGUGCAGACCUGCGAGAUCUUCGGCUGGUGUCCUGUGGAAGUGGACGAUGACAUCCCUCGCCCUGCCCUUCUCCGAGAGGCUGAGAACUUCACUCUCUUCAUCAAGAACAGCAUCAGCUUUCCACGCUUCAAGGUCAACAGGCGCAACCUGGUGGAGGAGGUGGAUGCCAACUACAUGAAGACCUGCCUCUUCCACAAGACCCUGCACCCUCUGUGCCCCGUCUUCAGGCUUGGCUAUGUGGUGCAAGAGUCAGGCCAGAAUUUUAGCACCCUGGCUGAGAAGGGCGGGGUGGUCGGCAUCACCAUCGACUGGAACUGCGACUUAGACUGGCACGUGAGACACUGCAAGCCCAUCUAUGAGUUCCACGGGCUGUAUGAAGAGAAAAGUCUGUCUAAAGGCUUCAACUUCAGGUUUGCCAGGCACUUUGUGGAGAAUGGGACCAACCACCGUCACCUCUUCAAGGUGUUUGGGAUUCGCUUUGACAUCCUGGUGGAUGGCAAGGCUGGGAAGUUUGACAUCAUCCCCACGAUGACCACGAUUGGCUCUGGGAUUGGCAUCUUCGGGGUGGCGACGGUUCUCUGUGACCUGUUGCUGCUCCACAUCCUGCCCAAGAGACACUACUACAAGCAGAAGAAGUUCAAGUACGCAGAGGACAUGGGGCCAGAGGAGGGUGAACGUGACCUUGCAGCCACCAGCUCCACCUUGGGCCUGCAGGAGAACAUGAAGACAUCUUGACCCUCGACCCCUGACUCCUGACUGGAUGCAGCAUGAGGCUUUAGACAGGGGCUUGGUGGGUCCUGGCCAGGGCAGAGGGGUCUCCCCACGAAGUCUCCUACCCUCUCAGUCAGGCAGAUGCCAGUUUGCCAGAGUUCAGGGUGGACACUGAGAGAGACCUGGGUAGUUCUGGGCUCUGGCUCCAGCUCCACAGUCCCCGAAGGGAGCCCCACCUGUGUGUCAGCCACCCCUGGUCUAGAAGGGCGGUGGGCAUGCAAAGCCCCUCUCACACACCUGUACCUCUCUCUCGGUCCUCCCUAGCUGUCCCAUUGCCUUUCCUGUCCCACUGCCUUUCCAGGUCUGGGCUUUCCAACAUGGGAGCCAUGAGUCACAGGUGCCUACUAAAAUUUAAAUGAACUAAAAUCGACUAAGACAAACAUUGAGCUCCUCAGCCAAUCUAGCCACGUUUCAGCUGCUCAGUAGAGACGUGGCUGUCUAGUCGCUGUGGUGCUGGGUAGUACAGGGUGUUUUCAUCACUGCGGGAAGUUCUGUUGGACAGCUCUGUAAGCCCUGUUUCUUACUGGCUUCCGGUUUCCCUGGGAGAUUAUCCACAGGGCAGUGCAGAGCUUUUUAUGAAUGGGAGGCUUCAGGGCUAGCCAUGUGAUCUGCGUGGAUAGGCCAUUUGGAAGACCUAAAUUUAAGAACUGCUGUUCUAGAACUUUCUGCUUCUAGGCUCUUGAUCAGGUGUCAGACGCAGCCCUGGGCCUGUGCCACCUGGCAGGUGUGUGCACAGAGCAGGGUCUCCAACACCCUCAGCAUGUAUACAGUGUGCUCACCCGCCGCCUGGUGUCUUAUGCACACACGCCCACAUGCACACGCACCACAUGCACCUCCAGCCAUUCCGAAUUUGAACCACUCUGGCCUGGUAAACACAACCACCUGAACACACCUCCACUCCCAAGCUCAGACACUUGGUCCAUGCCAUGUCACCUCCACGGGGAAUGCUUCUCCCAAAGCGUGUCAGGCCAGUUUGGCCCUUCUAGUCAUGACUCAGCUACCUCGGGUCGGGGUGGGGGCCCGAGCUGACUCAGGCUCCAUGCCUUGUGGCUCAGUCCCAGCUCCCAAGGCUUGUCUGGCUCUGUCUGAACACAGGGUCUGGGGAAAGUGAGGGUGGAGUGCAAUAAAAUGAAUGAGGACGGG
Tupaia belangeri chinensis (Chinese tree shrew) is the source of this 2626-nucleotide messenger RNA. It is a transcript of the gene P2RX1, whose product is annotated as purinergic receptor P2X 1. The record is from RefSeq and is a predicted model, not a curated record. Gene Ontology annotation, cellular component: plasma membrane. Bases 248 to 1447 code for a protein of 399 amino acids. The transcript has 12 exons. Lineage: Eukaryota; Metazoa; Chordata; Mammalia; Scandentia; Tupaiidae. Gene Ontology annotation, molecular function: purinergic nucleotide receptor activity; extracellularly ATP-gated monoatomic cation channel activity; ATP binding. Gene Ontology annotation, biological process: calcium ion transmembrane transport; response to ATP.